Messenger RNA from Vigna angularis (adzuki bean), 2679 nucleotides. RefSeq names its product CDPK-related kinase 7. NCBI's taxonomy places the organism in Eukaryota, Viridiplantae, Streptophyta, Magnoliopsida, Fabales, Fabaceae. Gene Ontology annotation, biological process: intracellular signal transduction; protein autophosphorylation; peptidyl-serine phosphorylation. Bases 605 to 2347 code for a protein of 580 amino acids. Gene Ontology annotation, cellular component: cytoplasm; nucleus. The record is from RefSeq and is a predicted model, not a curated record. The transcript is spliced from 11 exons. Gene Ontology annotation, molecular function: ATP binding; calcium/calmodulin-dependent protein kinase activity; calcium ion binding.
AAAGUGUAUUUCUGUACACAAAACUCUUCAGCCUCUAAACCAAGGCACCACCACCAGCAGCAGAAAAUUAAAUAUAAAAUUAUAAAAAUAAAGAGCCUUACAAAAAGCAAAAAAGAGGAAGAGGAUUGAUUUCUUUCUUUCCUUUUUCUUUUUCCUUGUAGACUCUGCUAAGCAUCUUUGCCUCCUCACUUUUCCCUUCUUUUAUCUCCCUUCCUUCUUCUUCAUUCCUCUUGGAAUUUCCUCUUUUCUCAACCAGAUUACCUUUGUUUUAGCUCUAUUCCUUACAUGCCAUUAUAUAUUGCUAUCCCUUCUCUCCCAUAAAUUGCUUCUUCUUUAGGUGAAUUCUUGCAGGUUUUCAUUCUCUUACUCACAAAAGCUUGCUUCCUUUUUUCUUAAUUUUCUCAAUAUUUUACCCUCCCAAAUUUAAACCCUCCUCUCUCAAUUAGAAAACUGCAUGCCCUGAUCUCCUUUCAGGGUCCCAUUGUUCUACCCGGAAGAGGCCAGAAAACAAAAUCCAUUUUUGGAACCUCCCCUGAUCUAAAAAUCUGAACUUUCUGGUAAUUUUGUCUAGUGUUUUGAAUUCUGCUUCUGGGCUUUUGUUUCCAUGGGGCUGUGUCAUGGAAAACCCGUUGAAACCUCACGAAGUGAAGGUGGGCACCACGUUUUCCCCGGCGAGAAAGAGGUGGUGGUGGCAGCGAGUCCCAAAACCUCCACGAGAGGUUCAAAGUUUCCGUUUUACAGCCCAAGCCCGUUGCCGAGCCUGUUCAAGAACUCGCCGGCGAACUCUAGUGUGAGUUCGACUCCUCUGCGGCUCUUCAAGCGGCCCUUUCCGCCUCCGUCGCCGGCGAAGCACAUUCGGGCCUUACUGGCCCGCCGCCACGGCUCCGUCAAGCCCAAUGAAGCCUCCAUCCCAGAAGGGAGUGAGUGUGAGGUUGGGCUCGACAAGAGCUUCGGCUUCUCCAACCACUUCCACACUCACUAUGAGCUUGGGCCCGAAGUGGGCCGUGGUCACUUUGGCUACACUUGCUCUGCCAAGGGAAGAAAGGGCACCUUCAAGGGUCAUGAUGUUGCUGUCAAAGUCAUUCCAAAGUCCAAGAUGACAACAGCAAUUGCUAUAGAGGAUGUAAGGAGAGAAGUAAAGAUAUUGCGAGCUCUUACUGGGCACAAGAAUCUGGUGCAAUUCUAUGAUGCCUAUGAAGACAAUGAUAAUGUUUAUAUAGUUAUGGAGUUAUGCAAAGGAGGUGAACUGCUUGAUAAGAUUCUUUCCAGGGGUGGAAAGUACUCAGAAGAAGAUGCAAGGAUUGUUAUGAUUCAGAUAUUAAGUGUGGUAGCUUUCUGUCAUCUGCAGGGUGUUGUUCACCGUGAUCUCAAGCCAGAGAAUUUUCUCUAUAUUUCUAAGGAUGAAAAUUCCACUCUGAAGGUCAUUGAUUUUGGACUCUCUGACUAUGUGAAGCCAGAUGAAAGGUUGAAUGAUAUUGUUGGAAGUGCAUAUUAUGUAGCUCCUGAAGUUUUGCAUAGAUCUUAUGGGACAGAAGCAGAUAUGUGGAGCAUUGGUGUAAUUGCUUAUAUUCUUUUAUGUGGAAGCCGACCCUUUUGGGCGAGGACAGAAUCUGGCAUAUUUCGGGCUGUCCUGAAGGCAGAUCCAAGUUUUGAUGAAGCUCCUUGGCCAUCUUUAUCAGCUGAUGCAGUAGAUUUUGUAAAGCGACUGUUGAACAAAGAUUAUCGGAAAAGGCUAACUGCAGCUCAGGCUCUCAGUCAUCCAUGGCUGACGAGUCAUUGUGAUGAUGUGAAGAUACCUUUUGAUAUGAUAAUCCACAAGCUUGUUAAAGCUUAUAUAUGCUCAUCUUCUUUACGCAAAUCAGCAUUAGGGGCUCUUGCAAAGACAUUAACAUUAGUGCAGCUAGCAUAUCUGAGAGAACAGUUCAACAUGUUAGGGCCAAACAAAAGUGGGUUAAUCUCCAUGCAGAACUUCAAGACGGGUAUUUUGAGGAGUGCCACCGAUGCCUCAAAGGAUUCAAGGGUCUUAGAUUAUGUUAACAUGGUUAGUUCAAUCCAAUAUCGCAAAUUAGAUUUUGAGGAAUUUUGUGCUGCUGCUAUAAGUGUCCAUCAGCUAGAGGGAGUGGAGAGCUGGGAGCAACAUGCAAGGCGUGCCUAUGAGUUGUUUGAAAAGGAAGGAAAUAGACCAAUUAUGAUUGAAGAGCUUGCCUCGGAACUUGGUCUUAGCCCUUCAGUACCAAUUCAUGUGGUGCUGCAAGAUUGGAUAAGACACUCAGAUGGGAAGCUGAGCUUCUUGGGGUUUGUUAGACUCCUCCAUGGGGUUUCUUCUCGCACAUUUCAGAAGGCUUGAGAUUGUAGUAUUUUUUUGUGAGCCUUAUUGAUCAUAAACCUUUUGAAAGCAUGGCUGGUGAGCAUACUCCAACAGCAUGUUGGUUGCAGACAUUGCUUGAGCAAAGGCAAAAGCUUUAGCUAGAAGGGUCCCUUUGUGAAGUUCCCUCCUUAUGCGUUCUUGAAACACACAACACUUUCCUUCAGAUUGAUUGGUGGUGCUGGAGUUAAGGCUUGUACAGAUGAAAGUAGAGCACAGGUUGUACUUACAAAGUAGUGGAACUUCCAUAAACUGACUUGUGUUUUCGGGUUUAUCCAUCACACUUGUCAAUAAACUAUUUCUACUUAUCUCAA